AGGGUUGUGAUCUCCGGAAUGGCGGGCCUCUACCCUGACUCGCAUAAUGUUAAAGAGUACCGCGAUAUUCUUUACAACAAGGUAAACCCAACGGCUACGAAAAGUGCUCGUUGGGAGUACAAUCACCCGGAGGUCGCUCAAUACACAGGAAAAGUACCAGAGCUGCAGUAUUUCGAUGCGCAAUUCUUCAAAGUGCACAAUCGCCUCGGAAACUCAAUGGACUCCAUGGGGAGGAAGAUUCUUGAACAAGCAUUCGAUGCUAUUUACGAUGCAGGUUUAAGCCCAGAGCAAUUGUCUGGCACAAAAGUUGGAGUUUACGUUGGUACUUGCUUCUCAGAAACCGAAAAAGCUUGCUUCUAUGUAGUUACCUCAAGAACAGGUUUUGGUAUACCAGGAUGCAGUAAAACAAUGUUUGCCAAUCGAAUUUCCUACUGGUUGAACGCUAAGGGACCCUCAAUGUCUGUUGACCAGGCCUGUUGCAGUUCUACAGUCGCUUUGGAUCUGGCCUACCAAGCUAUCAUGCACGGAGAAAUUGAUUGUGCUAUCGUUGGUGGAGCCAAUCUUUGUUUGCAUCCACACUCUUCUGUGCAUUAUGGACGAAUCAUGCCCAUAAGUAAAGAUGGAAAAACAAAAUCGUUCGAUAAGGACGCAAGUGGAUGUACAAGAUCUGAAGCUAUCAAUGUUUUGUUCCUACAAAAGGCAAAAGAUGCACUGAGGGUAUAUGCUGAAGUUAUUCACAUAAAAUCCGAAUUCAGCGGUUUAAUUGAAGGAAAAAACGGACCUAAAUAUGGUUUUUAUCGAGAACCAAAUGACUUAGCGGUAUUUUUGAAUAACUUUUACAAAGAAGCUAAUGUGCCUCCUCAAGCUGUCAAAUACGUGGAAGCGGUUGGAUCUGCUACUCCGGAAGCAGACAAGGCAGAAUUAGAUGCUUUAGAUAAAGUGUUUUGCGAAAAUCGAGACGAUCCCCUAUUUGUUGGCAGCGUGAUGUCUAACAUUGGCUAUGGAGAAGCGGCAUCUGGAGUGUCUGCUAUAACUAAAGUACUUUUGGGUUAUGAGAAUGGUAAACUUGCAGCUAAUCUAAACUGUGAGAAUCCAAGAAAUGACGUUGAUGCAUUGCGCAAUGGAAAAAUUCGCAUUGUAACUGAGCACCAGCCCUUUGGAGGUGGUUAUGCCGCUGUCAAUGGACUCUCAGUUACUGGUGUGAAUGCGCAUGUAUUGCUACGUGGUCUCAAUAAACCAAAGGAUUUAAAUCGUUACAAGAGCAAUAUCCCUCAUCUGGUAACGAUAUCGGGCAGACAACAAUCUGGUGUUGAAAAGAUAUUAGAGGACUUGAAGAGCCGCCCGAUCGAUCCAGAAGAACUUGCCCUUUUUCAUAACAUUCACCAAACUAGAAUCAGCGGGCAUUUGGGAAGAGGAUUCAUAAUAUUAGACACAAAUGAGAACAAUGAAACAGUAAGCAUUAGCCAAAAAGCUAACUACUUCGAUGAUGCAGCUCGCCCCUUAUGGUUCGUGUAUAGUGGGAUGGGCUCGCAGUGGGCCGGGAUGGGUGCACAACUUAUGCGCAUACCUGUCUUUGCUACAGCUAUAAAACGCUGCCAUAAGGUGCUUGAGCCGAAAGGAGUGGAUUUAAUUAACAUCAUCACUUCAUCAGACAAGAAAAUCUUCGACAAUAUCCUACACUCAUUUGUUGGAAUUGCUGCAACACAAAUUGGACUUACCGAUGUACUUACAGAAUUAGGAAUUGUACCUGAUAAAAUUAUUGGUCACAGUGUGGGUGAGCUAGGUUGUGCAUAUGCAGACGGCUGCCUUACAGCAGAAGAGACGAUCCUCUCUGCCUACAGCCGCGGGCUCGUGUCUGUACAGACUCCAUUCAUUAAGGGAUCUAUGGCUGCAGUUGGAAUUGGGUACCAACAGAUUUCAAAAAUGUGUCCACCUGAAAUUGAAGUAGCGUGUCACAACAGUUCUGAAUCGUGUACUAUCUCUGGGCCAGCGGAUAUUAUGAACGAGUUUGUUGAGUCUCUGACCGCUAAGGGCAUAUUUGCUAAGGAAGUUCCGUGUUCCAAUAUUGCCUAUCACUCAAAAUAUAUUGCUGAUGCAGGACCUGGCCUGUUAAAAUACUUGAGUGAAGUUAUAAAGACACCUCGCCUACGUACCGAGCGCUGGGUAUCGACAUCCAUUCCUGAAGAACGAUGGGGCGAACCUCUUGCAAAGUAUUCCUCAGCAGAAUAUCACACGAAUAAUUUACUCAAUCCAGUUCUAUUCGAAGAGACAUCUCACCACAUACCAAAGAAUGCGGUGCUCGUAGAAGUAGCUCCGCAUGGACUCCUGCAAGCGAUUCUGAAACGCUCUUUACCUAACUGUACAAAUAUUCCUCUCACUCGCCGAGGUCAUGCCGAUAAUGUUGUGCAUUUGUUGGAAGCUAUUGGAAAUUUGUACAUGGAAGGAUACAACCCAAAAGUUCAAGCGCUGUACCCUAAAGUAGAAUUCCCAGUAUCUACUGGCACACCGAUGCUCGGACACUUGAUAGAAUGGGCGCAUGUGGAAAAAUGGAAUCUACCCUUGUACGUAUCUGCUCAUAGAAAGAUGGCAUCAGCCUGCAAUUUUGUUCUAUCCGUACAUGAUGAUGAUCACAGUUAUUUGAGUGGGCACAUCAUCAAAGGUAAAAACUACUAUCCCUUCUCUGCUGCCCUGGUAGCAGUGUGGGACACUCUAGCGAUGAGUUUGGGGAUGAAGAAGAAGAGUAUUUCUGUUCAGUUCCAAAACGUGCUGUUUCAAGCUCAGCCUCUGUUACACAACAGAAGACAGCUGCGCCUAAGUGUAGCACUACACAGAGGCAAUGGACAGUUUGAGGUUACUAAUGAAAGCAUUGCCGUUGCUACUGGGAGUAUCAAAAUAUUUGAUAAGGGCAAUGACCAACGUUUAUACAAGCUUCCAGUUGAAAAUAAAGAACCAAUGACGCUCCAGGCUGAAGAUAUCUACAAAUUACUUUACACCCGUGAUUAUCACUACAGGGAUGACUUCCGGAGUAUUAUUGCGGCGAACCAGUCACUAACCAAGGCUAAUAUUCAUUGGAAAAAAAAUUGGGUGACCUUUAUUGAUGGCCUGUUACAAUUAAAUGCACUGCGGGUAACAAAUACAUCCGUGUCUCAACUGGACUCUAUGAGAAAUAUGACAAUAAAUAUUGAACAACAUAAGAUACAUGUCGACGCCAACGUUCUAACAGCUGAUGUUCUGGAAGUUUUUGACUGUACUAGGUGUGGUGGGAUCAUUAUAGAAAAUCUAAGAUUCUUUGAUUUGCCUAUGGUAAAAACGGACGGUAGUGUCAUCAAUCACUUAAAAUUUAUACCGCAUAUUACAAAUAACCAGUUAGAUGAAACAUCUGCAUUAAGUGUACUCCUUCAAAUAGUCCGUGAAAAUGUAAAUAAUGAUAAAAUUACCGCCAUUAAAAUAUACAACAAUUCUAUUAACGCAUCAGGAACAUGUGCUGUUACUGUCAAAACAGAAUCCGAUUUGUCACAUCUACGAUGCUUAGUGGAUUCUUUACCUUUACAUCAAAGACUUCUCGUGUUUGCUCAAUAUCCACCUCUUCCUCAUUUGAAAAGUUUGGUUAACCUGUUUAGAAUACAGGGGCGCAUAUUUAAUUUAUAUAUGAUUAACGAGGAAUUGAAUGGAGAUAAUUUAAUAGAAGAUUUACCUGCAUCUGACUUGGCCAUUUAUGUUUUGGAUCACGGAGUUUGGGGGGGUAAGUACUAUGUUCCAAGAAGAAAACUGUAUUGCACGGGCCAGAGCGCUAUGUUGCAAAGUUCAAUAGUUGGACGUGUCGAGUCAUUAAAAUGGUUCGAAACACCUAAAGUGUUUGACUCUGGAAUGUGUGUUCAGGUUCAUUAUGCUGGAAUUAAUGAUCUGGAUGUUAAGAGGGCUUUUGGUGUAAUUUCAUUUGGUGAAAACAAUAUGAAAAGUUAUUAUGGAAUGGACUUCAGUGGAGUGACACAAAAUGGUACAAAAGUUAUGGGCUUGAUCAAAGGCGGUUCAGUGAGCAGUCAAAUUAAAGCUAAUCCAAACCUCUUGUGGCCAGUGCCAGAACAUUGGACACUCGAAGACGCAGCAACGGUACCUUUGGCAUACUGCAUGGCAUUUUACGCGCUGAAUAACAGAGCAAGAUUCUACCCAGGCAUCAGAGUUUUGAUUCACUGUGGUACCGGCGCUUUAGGACAAGCUGCUAUAUCCAUAUGUUUAGCCCACAAUUGUGAGGUUUAUACUACAGUUAGCGAUUGUAGCAAGAAACACUUCCUUAAGAAGCUGUUUCCACAACUGAAAGAAGAAAACAUUGGAAAUUCGAGAGAUGUGACAUUUGGAGACAUGAUUCUGUCGAAUACUAAAGGCCUUGGCUGCGAAAUAGUUCUUGGCGGCCUAAAGGGUGAACUGAAAAAUGUAAGUUUGAAAUGCUGCGCAUCAUCUGGAAUAACAAUAGAUACAACUUUAAUCACUAAUCGCGAGGAAUUCAAUUUUGGAAUGCAAAUGCUUACAAAAGACAGAUCGUUUAAAACAAUAAACUUUUCAUCAAUAUUUGAACAUGGAGCGGAGCAAGAAAUGAAGCAACUCCAAUUGCAACUAAGUGAAGGUAUAAGCCGAGGCUACGUUCGUCCUUUGACUCGUAUAGUGUACGCUCCUGACGAAGUGACAAGGGCGUUUAAUUUGGUCGCAAAUAGUAAACACCGCGGCCGAGUGCUGAUUGACAUGAAACAGGACAUUUGUGUGGAAAAAGCAAGGUACUUUGCCGUUAUAAACAACGAUAAUGUAAUUGGAGAACAGGUAAUAUCGACAAGAGAAAGAGAUGGUAAACCGGCUACUCUUAUAAAACUUCCGUCGCUGUUAAAGGAUAAAUAUUACGACGGAGAGCAUCAAAUGUCAAUAAGGAGUGCUAUUGAUGCCGUUGAAGAGGCAUUGUUGUCUCAAGAAGCAGUCAGCCAAGCACAACUUGUAUCAGCAGAUAACAAAUCUUUGUUAGACGAAAUUACUAAAUGGGCUGGAGUAAAACUUCCAACAAUACUAGAUGAGAACCUUACAUUGUCAGACUUUGACAUGGAUUUAGCCCGAGCACAGCUUGUGCAAGCUGGUUUGAGAAAUGAGUACAACAUAUCCUUCCGUGAAGGUGAAAUACCCAAUCUUACCAUAAAAAGAAUUAGAAAAAUAGAAGAAAUGCUGUAUGCAUCAGAGUUUAAGGACACUACGGGUUUGGACACGUUUUAUUCUUACGUGGAUUCGGAUGAACUCCUUGCCACAACUGAGAUGGCAUUUUUGUCCACAUUGACCAACAGUUCAUCUAUGCGUCACGAGGAAUUCGACUCAAGCCAAAAGUUCCUGUGUAUUAUUCCCGGUGUGGAAGGACAUUACAAGCGCUUCUCAGAAAUGUGUGAGACACUGAAAUUACCAGCUUUGGUGUUACAACCAGGUUUAUCAAUGGCUCCAAAAGAAACAUUACAAGAUAUUGCAGUACGCUUUGCUGAGACUCUACUAAAACAGACUGAACUGAAAGAUAACUUCUAUCUACUGGGUUACGAGUCGGGAGUCAUCAUAGCUUUAGAAAUGGCAGCCAUCUUGGAGGAACACGGUCUGACUGGUGUAGUAUAUUGCAUUGGAGGUGCGCCUAAAGAGAUUCAAAUGCAAUUCACCUCGAAACUCCAACAAUUUCAAGACGAGACUUCACUUCAAGAAGCCGUGGGCAGACACAUGGUGGAGGUUAUGUUGGGACAAUGUAGUGCUUCACUAGAAAAAUCCUUUGAGAAGGCUCAAACUUGGAAGGAAAAAGUAGACAUCUGUGUAAGAGAUUUGAGAGGACGAGUCAAUCAUUCGGCCCAAUAUGCUAGAGAGCUCAUAGAGACGGCAUAUUCGCGUAUUGUACAAGUCAGAAAUUAUUCAUCGAAGCCUCAGAAAUUGCGCUCGCUGCUUAUUCUGAUGAAACCUGAUGACUGGUCUACAAAGUUCUCGGAUAAAUCCUCUUUACGGGAUUAUUCUUUGCAACCAAUUGUUGAAUAUCAACUGAAGGCACCAUUAGCUUACGCAACUCAAGAUCUGCGCUGUGCUGGAAUAAUAAACAGACAUCUUGAUGAAGAAAUACUGAAAGCAUUUGAGCACAAGAACACCUGUGAGACAUAUUUACUUAAUGCGGACACUUUUAUGACAAUAGCAGAUGUUUAG
Messenger RNA from Zerene cesonia (dogface butterfly), 6198 nucleotides. RefSeq names its product fatty acid synthase-like. Bases 19 to 6198 code for a protein of 2059 amino acids. Gene Ontology annotation, molecular function: oxidoreductase activity; fatty acid synthase activity. Lineage: Eukaryota; Metazoa; Arthropoda; Insecta; Lepidoptera; Pieridae. Gene Ontology annotation, biological process: fatty acid biosynthetic process. The record is from RefSeq and is a predicted model, not a curated record. The transcript has 37 exons.